CACGUUUACCGUCACCGUAUGGCGAUGUCAAACGUGAAUUUCAUGGGAGUACUCCGUACCUCCGUACCAUGAUGGCUUCGUAUCCGCUCAGCUGGAAACCAUACCCGAUCCUUAUUAGUGCUCACAAUUAACGUUAAAACUUAACACAGCUGAGUUAGACCGGUGGAGACACUGUCAAGGGAAGCCAUAAUCUUAAAAGCGCUAAAUCAUUACAUUGAAAUACAAAAGGACGAGCUUGACCCCAUCAGCGCCCCCAGUCCGUUCUCCUUUCACAACACCAGUCUUUCGUCCAGUCAGGCAUUAACUGCAGUCAUUCUUUUAGGCGAGCCCGGCGGUAGUCGCUCUUUUAUCUAUCCUCCGCCGCUGCGCCGACCACUUCACACUAGUAAAUCACUAAGAUGCGUGGCUUUUCCAUCUUUGCCCUUGCGGCGCCUCUCGUCGCCGCCAUUCAGCUCACCGAACCGACGUUGAACUCAACCCUGGUCCAGGGUGAGACCUACAGUGUCAAAUGGACUAGUGUCGACACGGAUCCCACCACUUUCAGCCUGUUCCUCGUCGAUUUCGUCAAUUGGCCUCCCUUCUACACUCUGGUCGCCUCGAAUCUCCAGACAUCGGCCGGUGAGGUUCAGGUCCACAUGCCCUGUGGUUUGCACAGCUCGUGGGGCUACCAGUUCAACGCCAUCAACGGCACCAACGUCUACGUCAUAUACGCGCAGACACCCAGAUUCUUCGUCCAAGAUGGUGCCUGCACCGAUCCCCAGCCCGGUCCCGGCCCUCUCCCAGACGGCGGCGAGAUUCAGACGUGCCAGCCUGUCACCGUAACCGCUGCCGUCACCAGCACCAUCACCGUUUCGCACUCUGCCUGCACCGCCUCGUCCUCAGAUCUCGGCACAGCGGCGGCCCCUAGCACCACUGUCGCUCCCUCCUCAACCAAGUCCUCAUGCCGGUCCAAGUCCACCAGCAGCCUGACUCCCGUCGAGACUUCCACCACCAGCAGCCUGACCCCCGUCGAGACUUCCACCACCAGCAGCUUAGCUCCAGUUGAGACUCCUGUCGCUGAAGAGGGUUCUGACUCGGAGGGCGAGGGAGACGAUGGUACUGGCAAUGGUGAGGACGAAGGUGAAGAGACCGAUUCCGCCUCUGACUCUGACUCGGAAAGUGAGAGCGCUUAGGAGGCGGAUGAAGCUGGGGAGAGUGAAUCCUAACCCUAACAAAAUCUUUUUUAGUAUGUAGGAUAGAUUGAUUCAUACCAGACCACAAAGCUCUUCACUCUUGUAGGAGUCGAGCCGUCGUCACAACCUGGAAGGCUUCCUUGUCUGGUGUUCACCCUUGUCCCUAUGCAUCGACUUGUAAUAGGAGCUCGCAACCCCGAUCGGCAGCACGUUCCACUAAUGGAUACAGCUCUCAAACGUGGCUUGCAAUG
Molecule: messenger RNA, 1423 nt
Organism: Canariomyces notabilis
Lineage: Eukaryota; Fungi; Ascomycota; Sordariomycetes; Sordariales; Chaetomiaceae
Exons: 3
Coding region: 399-1172 (257 amino acids)
Source: RefSeq, a predicted model, not a curated record